Messenger RNA from Rodentolepis nana, 2061 nucleotides. Lineage: Eukaryota; Metazoa; Platyhelminthes; Cestoda; Cyclophyllidea; Hymenolepididae. The record is from the annotation of a GenBank genome assembly.
AUGUACUAUAAUUCAGAAGAAAUUAAUUCGGUGCAUGUCCCCAAUGGGGAAAAUCUGUUUGAAAUUGACCCUUAUUUAAAUCCUUACAGAUACGAAAUCAAACGAAGAUAUAAAUGCUUCUUGGACUACAGCAAAUGGAUUGAUAGUGUUGGUGGUAUGGAAAGUUUCACGCAAGGUUUCAAAGAGUUUGGCAUUCAUUGUGAAUCCGAUGGAAGUAUCCGUUGCAAAGAAUGGGCUCCUGGAGCUCAGGCUGUUUAUCUUCGUGGCGACUUCAAUAAUUGGAAUGAAUUUGAAUAUCCUUUCAAAAAGCUUGACUUUGGAAAAUGGGAACUUAUUAUUCCUCCAAAUCCCAGUGAUGGAAAGCCAAUGAUUCCACACCUAUCAAAGAUUAAGCUUCUCAUCGUUGGACCAGGUGGUGCUAAAUUUGAUAGAUUAAGUCCUUGGGCAACUUAUGUGAAAAAUUUUGAUAAAAACAUUAUUUACGACCACGUUUUCUAUAACCCCCCAUCGCGUUAUGAGUUUAAAUAUCCUCAUCCGCCGAAGCCAAAAAGCCUUAGAAUCUACGAAAGCCAUGUUGGCAUUGCUACCUCGGAGUAUAAAGUUGGAACCUACUUGGAGUACAAAGAGAAAGUUCUUCCAAGAAUUGUUGAUUUAGGCUACAAUUGCAUCCAAUUGAUGGCCAUCAUGGAGCACGUUUACUAUGCAUCUUUUGGUUACCAAGUUACCAAUUUCUUUGCUGCGUCUAGUCGUUAUGGUACUCCUGAUGAACUUAGAGAGCUAAUUGAUGAAUGUCAUCGUCAUGGCGUCAUUGUGUUCCUUGAUGUUGUCCAUAGCCACGCCUCCAAGAACACUGCUGAUGGGUUGAAUCAGUUUGAUGGAACUAACUCUUGCUAUUUCCAUGACCAUGGAAGAGGGGUCCACGAUUUGUGGGAUUCAAGACUGUUCAACUACACUGAACUGGAAGUGCUACGUUUUCUUCUGUCCAAUCUAAGAUGGUGGAUCGAUGAAUACGGAUUCGAUGGUUUCCGUUUUGAUGGUGUGAUGUCCAUGAUCUACCAUCACCAUGGUUUGAAUACUAACUUUUCUGGCUCGUAUGGUGAUUACUUUGGGUUAAGUGUGGAUACUGAAUCGUGGACGUAUUUGAUGCUUGCAAAUGACUUCUUGCAUAAGAAGUACCCCUUCAUUACAACCAUUGCUGAGGAGGUCAGUGGAAUGCCAACUCUUUGUAGACCCGUGGAUGAGGGGGGUGCCGGUUUCGAUUAUCGUCUAGCUAUGGCCAUCCCUGAUCUUUGGGUAGCGUAUUUGAAAAAGGUUCCAGAUGAAGAAUGGGAAAUGGGCAAAAUUGUCCAUAGCUUGACUAACCGUCGCUGGGGUGAGGGAAACAUUGCUUACGCUGAAUGUCACGAUCAAGCCCUUGUCGGUGACAAGACAAUUUCCUUCUGGUUAAUGGACAAGGAGAUGUACACACACAUGAGUAUUCUCUCUCCCCCGAGUCUUAUUAUUGAUCGAGGUCUCGCUCUGCACAAAAUGAUCCGUUUGAUCACCCAUGCAUUGGGAGGAGAAGGCUAUCUCAAUUUUAUGGGGAAUGAAUUCGGUCAUCCGGAGUGGUUGGAUUUCCCCCGAGAAGGAAAUAACAAUAGCUACCACUAUGCUCGUCGACAGUGGAACCUGGUGGAUGACCCCCUACUCAAGUACCAAUUCCUUAACAAUUGGGAUCGAGAUAUGCAACACAUGGAAGAAAAGUACCAUUGGCUUUGUGCCAAUCAGGCUUACGUGAGUCGAAAACACGAAGGAGACAAAAUAGUUGUUUUUGAAAGAGCUGGUGUGCUGUUUAUUUUUAAUUUUCACCCUAACAAGAGCUAUACAGGAUACCGAAUUGGUGUUGAUACCGCCGGAACGUACAAGAUCAUUUUGAAUUCUGAUUCAAAGAAAUAUGGUGGUUUUGAUCGUAUAGAUGAAUCAGUUCCGAUACCGACAACUUGUGAGCAUUGGGACAACCGGUGCUGUAGUGCUUACGUCUACAUUCCGUCCCGAGUAUGUCUCGCCCUUGCUCUCCAAUGA